AUGGCAUCCCAAAUUACGGAUGCCGAUUUUAAGCAAAGCCGCUCGUACUCCGACAAGGCAAAUUACGCACAGGCUAGGAUCUCACUGCAAGAGACUCUGGAUUCACUCACUGGAAUUAGUCGACUUCAUGUCGCAGCCGAGUACGCCAGGGUCCUUCGAGCACAGGGCUAUUUCGCGAAAGCAUUGGAACUUCUUUUGGAAGAAGAUGAAAAGCUUUCAUGCGUAGCCGCAGUUCCUAGUUCGAAGUGGCCGAUUAUUCGGAUGAAGAUGGAGGUCUGUUUGCUCAAGAUGAGCGUAACGGCUGAGUUCGACCAAUCGCUGAAGGACGCAAAGGAUCUGCGUACGGAGGCGGAUGACUUUGCGGCGAUCAUGGAACUUGAUCCGUCAGCUAUUGAAGCAGCGGUAUACUAUGCCAAGAUUCAGCUUCUAUCAUGCCAAUUUCAUGAUCCAGUCAAGCCCGACCUGCUAGAAGGUUUAAUUUCAUGGCUGGCGCCCGUAUUCGAAAAGCUCAUCAGGAUGAGCCGCCAUCGAGAAGCGUACAGAAUACUGGAAGCAUACGGGGUCUUCCUCAGACAAUCGAAGCAUGUAGGCAUCGCAUGUCUCAACUUUCAGACUUGGCAUACGAUGGUUAGGACACUCAUAUCGUCCGCAGAUUUGCCGUUGUUAAGGGCAGAUGCCAUGGCUCUGUUGUCCAGAUAUGCCGAUAAAUCACUUGAUCAAGCAACAAUUGCGAACAUGGAAUCAAAUGCUAUAAAUAUAUAUACCGAUGAAGCACAUUUGUUAGGUGUAGCAGAUGUUAGGAUCCAGCAAAUCGGUCGAGAGAUUGAAGGGAGACCUGAGAAAGUCACAGAAGAAUUGCUGGCAGAGUUGAAAGAGCUCUUCCUCAAGUACGAGGCGGUGGAUGCGGUCUCGGCCUAUCAUGAAGCUGUAGAAGCCAUCAUCCCGCAUAUCCCGGGCUCGUUGGCUCCUGAUCUUCGGCUCCAACUCUACCAUGUGAGCGACGAGCUAGAGGUAUUCACGGGAGCAACUCUUGCUUCCCAUUUUAGUCGCAUCCGCCUCAUUAGCAUGUGGAUUGCACAUUCGGGCAAGGCGGCCCGUGCUGUCGAUGCCGCUGUUGGCAUACAUGCUGUGGUGGGAGCUGGCGGUUGUAGGUGGCUAAAGGGCAUGGCUGCAUAUCUUGCGUCUUUAGCCUACUGCCAGCUGAUGGAUUUUCAGAAGGCAGCGGAUUGGGCAUCUAAAUCCAUUGAAGCAUUCAAUGGCAAGUUCAGUGCUGAUAUUUCUAAAGCCACCACUACCCUUGUGCAAGCAAAGCUCAGGAGAGAGCGCCCUGGUUCAACGAGUGCGGAAGACUUCCUCUCUUUCGUUGAGAGUGCUAUUAGGCAUGAUUCAGAGAACGGGUUCUUUGAACAGGCUGCCAUUAAGAUGGAAUUCACCACCGACAAUAUACAAGAACUGAGUGAUGAAAAAUUUGAACAUUGGCUGGAAAUGAUGGAACGUGUUAUCAAGAAUUUAGCGACAACCGACUCUGAGGAAGCAGAUAUGCGGAGGGCAGGGCUGUAUCAGAAGCGUGCCAGCAUUCUUGCUUCUAAAAUACGCCAAGACUCGAAACCAGAGCAGUGGGAUGAAGCUCUGAAAUAUUUGGACGAAGCGGUUGCUUUGUACAUGACGCACAAAAGGCUUGUGGAGGCGGCGAACACGAGACAAAUCCAGUCUGUGGUAUUGUUCCGCAGAUUCCAAUUCUUACCCACCGUUGAUCUUUUAUCCCGCUGUCUAGAACUGAUUGAGAUCGCACUCGAACUUUUCACUCUCUUGGAUAGCCUGACAUUCAUCACUUCUGCAACCGAGUGCAGAUCAAGAUUUCUAUACGGAGGCUGGGGAUACGGAUGGGUGAAAGGUGAUGAUGUCUUGAAGGCACUACAAAACGCAGAAGUUGCUCAAACGAUGGAAAGAGCAGAUAUGACUGUUUCCCCAAGCCUAGAGGCUGUAUCUCGCCGGCAACACUUUGCCUCUUCUUCCGCUGGGCUGAGAAACAUAUACCGACAUGCCUUCAGCAUCUGCCUGGUAGAAAAUCGGGUUACUGAAUUAUGGGCAUGGACGCAGAAGGCCAAAGCUCGAAGCUUGUCGGAUCAGUUAGGUCUAGAGACCCAAAUACCACCGGUGAUCAAAGAGCAAAUAAACCAGGACGCAACUAGACGAGAGUUAACACAGAAAGCAGAAGAGAUUUGGAAACAGAUUUCAGAAAGCGACCCGAUGACACGACUUAGACUCAGAGGGGAGCUUGAUAGAGUUCAUUCACAAAUGAAGAACGACCCAUUGCUGAAACUUUCCUUGGAUAUAAGGAAUGGUACGCCUGUCGAGUUAAAACAAAUGCGUGAACUGGGUGAGCAGAUGGAGAAGCGAUCCCCAAACCAAAACGUGCUCUUUGUCGACUGGCUGGAGCAUUCCGGGAGCUUUUGGAUGCUAGUGCUCGACAGCAACUCGGAGUUGCCGACGACUGUGAAAUGUUCCCUCUCUGUCAAUGAGGUGGUAGCCUGGAAACAAGCUUGGCUUGACGCCGAGGCUGGGAUGCCUUCGGCUUUUGAAGAAGACGAUUUUUACGAUGAGACUGAACCGGAGUUUAGUUUGCGUAGCUUGGAUGGCCUUGUCUCACCGCUAGAGCAACUGAGCAAAAGUGAGGACCUUCUCAUCUUUUGUCCAACAGGCGUACUGCACUCUAUUCCUUUGCAUGCCUUGUGGGUUGGCAGCGAGACUACUGUCAUAGAGCGACAUCCGGUCAUUUAUAGUGCUAGCCUCACGGCAUUUUGGCAAUGCCAUCAUCGGGCCGCUCUGGCACCAGAUUCAUUCUCGCCAUUGAGUAUGCCUUGGACAAUGACGGGGGUCUUCGAGCCUGGUAUCAAUGCAUUUGACAAAGUUGAACAAGACAAGGUAUAUUCUUCCAUCUCCCAGAUGGCCGAGCUAUUCAACACAGAGCGUGGAAUUGGCCACGAGGUGACCACGUCCUUUCUUUCGUCUGCUAUCCAACAAUCGGCGCUUUUCCACUUUCACGGGCACUGCAUACUCGACCGUAAUUCGAUAGCAGACCAGUGCCUUGUGCUGGCCCACGAUAGGCUCGCAAUGCGUGAGGUCUUUGAAAUGAAGUUGAAGGUGCCUCAUAUCACCCUCGUGGCGUGUGACUCUGCGUCACAAGGCAUAACGGCAGGUGAUGAGCCCCUCGGAAUGGUGACUGCCUUCCUCUGCGCAGGAGCAGGCUCUGUUUUGGGAACACUCUGGCCCACAGCCUCUCAAACUGGUCGAUACUUUAGCGAGGCAUUUUAUACUGCGCUCGCGUCUGAAAUGAAGGAUAACGGAAGUGGUGUUGUGGAUUUAGCACACAUCACUCGGAAGGCGGUUCUAUCCCUUCGCCAGAAAAUGGACACUCGACAACCUUAUCAUUGGGCAGCGUUUGUUCUUCACGGGUCCUCUUCGUUCAAAGCACACCACUAUAAAGGAUGUUAG
Molecule: messenger RNA, 3495 nt
Organism: Clonostachys solani
Lineage: Eukaryota; Fungi; Ascomycota; Sordariomycetes; Hypocreales; Bionectriaceae
Source: the annotation of a GenBank genome assembly